Paralichthys olivaceus (Japanese flounder) is the source of this 606-nucleotide messenger RNA. RefSeq names its product methionine-R-sulfoxide reductase B1-A-like. Gene Ontology annotation, biological process: protein repair. Gene Ontology annotation, molecular function: peptide-methionine (R)-S-oxide reductase activity; L-methionine (R)-S-oxide reductase activity. The record is from RefSeq and is a predicted model, not a curated record. Gene Ontology annotation, cellular component: nucleus. NCBI's taxonomy places the organism in Eukaryota, Metazoa, Chordata, Actinopteri, Pleuronectiformes, Paralichthyidae.
UUCCAGUUUAGGCCGGGUGGUUCUUUGUGAACGUGCUGCUGAACUCACUGAAGGGAAACUAAUCUUGGUUUUUAGGGACUGAAACAUGGAUGAAAUGUCAUAUUGUUCUUUUUCUGGGGGAGAAGAAUACAAAAAUCACUUCCAGCCUGGUAUAUAUGUGUGUUCUGAAUGUGGGCACAAGUUAUUUUCCAGCAGGUCAAAGUUUGAGCACUCGUCUCCUUGGCCAGCUUUCGCAGAAACAAUCCACGAGGACAGUGUCUCCAAACAGCCUGAAGCAUGGGGACCUAUAAAGGUUUGUUGUGGAAAGUGUGGCAAUGGAUUGGGCCACGAGUUCUUGUACGACGGGCCGAGAGAGGGUCUGUCACGAUUCUGAAUAUUCAGCAGCUCACUGGAGUUCAUCCCUAAAGAAAAGGUUGAUGGACAGAAAGGUGAACAGUGAAAGAAGCUCUGCAGGUGCAGACAGUGGAUGAAGUGCUCUGUGAUAAAACCACGUAGGUCUCCAGGGCACUGAUGGACCCUGGCCUCACUGAGCAGAAAGAACAGACCGGUCUGAGUUACUUUUUGUAAACCAUUAAAAAACAGAAACUGGGUCAAGUAGACUCAGCC